Molecule: messenger RNA, 2484 nt
Organism: Epinephelus lanceolatus (giant grouper)
Lineage: Eukaryota; Metazoa; Chordata; Actinopteri; Perciformes; Serranidae
Product: sodium- and chloride-dependent GABA transporter 2-like
Biological process (GO): sodium ion transmembrane transport; amino acid transport; nitrogen compound transport
Cellular component (GO): plasma membrane; cell projection
Molecular function (GO): gamma-aminobutyric acid:sodium:chloride symporter activity
Source: RefSeq, a predicted model, not a curated record
AUGACGCAAGCGAAGGUGGAGGAGAGAGGACAUUGGGCCAGUAAGGUGGAGUUUCUCCUGGCUGUGGCGGGAAAUAUUGUCGGACUGGGCAAUGUGUGGAGGUUUCCUUACCUCUGCUACAAAAAUGGAGGGGGAGCAUUCCUGGUGCCAUAUCUGGUAUUUGUGGUGACCUGUGGCGUACCACUGUUCCUGCUGGAGACGACUAUAGGCCAGUACACCCAGCAGGGCGCCAUCACCAUCUGGAGGAAGCUAUGCCCACUGGCAGAAGGUAUUGGCUAUUGUGGACAGCUGAUCCUUUUCUACAGCUGUAUGACCAACAUCAUCAUUCUGUCCUGGGCUUUGCUCUACCUGGUGUUCUCCUUCAGCUCACAGCUGCCCUGGGCCAGCUGCAACAACUACUGGAGCACAGGGGCAGAGCGGCUUUAUGGCAUCGUUAAGGACAUGACAGGUGAACACGCCAACCCAUUCUUUAAAAUCUGCUGGCUUUACCUCACACCCCUGGUCUCACUGGGCUCUUUUAUAUGUUCUUUGGUUGAGUACCAGCCUCUGACCUUUAAUCGCUGGUACGUGUACCCAACCUGGGCAUACGUGUUGGGCUGGGUACUGGCCCUCUCCUCCAUCCUGCUUGUGCCGGGAUGGGCGCUGUAUAAACUGGGAACUGGGACUUGUAGCCUCAGUCAGCGUUUCCAUCAUCUGUGCCGACCUGACCCUGCCUACUCACUGACAGAAAAGAGAGAAACUGAGUUGCAGCACAUCAAAGAGGGAGAUCUGCACAAGCAAGCAAUAGUGGAGGAGAGAGGACAUUGGGCCAGUAAGGUGGAGUUUCUCCUGGCUGUGGCGGGAAAUGUUGUUGGACUGGGCAACGUGUGGAGGUUUCCUUACCUCUGCUACAAAAAUGGAGGGGGAGCAUUCCUGGUGCCAUAUUUGGUAUUUGUGGUGACCUGUGGUGUACCACUGUUCCUGCUGGAGACCACUGUAGGCCAGUACACCCAGUAUGGUUGCUUUUCCUUCUGGAGGAAGCUAUGCCCACUGGCAGAAGGUAUUGGCUAUUGUGGACAGCUGAUCCUUUUCUACAGCUGUAUGACCUACAUCAUCAUUCUGUCCUGGGCUUUGCUCUACCUGGUGUUCUCCUUCAGCUCACAGCUGCCCUGGGCCAGCUGCAACAACUACUGGAACACAGAUGACUGCAUAGACUUUUCAACGCAAAAUAAAACCUCUGAAUGGACCAACCAGACAAACACCACCUCUGCUGCCACAGAGUUCUGGGAACAACGAGUGCUGGCUAUCUCAGGGGGGAUUGAGGAGAUAGGCAGCAUCAGGUGGGAGGUGCUGUUGUGCCUAAUCGCAAUGUGGAUCACGUGCUACUUUUGUAUCUGGAAAGGGGUCCGGUCUACAGGGAAGGUGGUGUAUUUCACUGCUACCUUUCCCUAUGUGAUGUUGGUAAUUCUUUUGAUUCGUGGCCUCACUCUUCCUGGAGCUCUACAAGGAGUAGUGUUUUAUCUUCUGCCUGAACCCUCACGACUCGCAGACCCUCAGGUUUGGAUGGAGGCUGGUUCUCAGAUUUUCUUCUCAUACAGUGUGGGUGUGGGAACCUUAGCUGUGCUGGGCAGCUACAACACCUACAACAACAACUGCUAUAAAGACUGUCUGUGGCUGUGUUUACUGAACAGUGCUACCAGUGUGGUAGCUGGAUUUGCAGUCUUCUCUGUGCUGGGAUUCAUGGCUCUCCAGCAGGGUGUUCCCAUUGCAGAUGUGGCCGAGUCAGGUCCAGGUUUGGCAUUCAUUGCAUACCCUCAGGCUGUAGCCAUGAUGCCCCUUCCCCAGCUGUGGUCCAUCUGUUUCUUUGUCAUGAUCAUUCUCCUGGGUCUGGACACACAAUUUGUUGCCAUGGAGGUGGUAAUGACAUCCUUUGCAGAUAUCUUUCCCACAGUGAUGCGCAGGGCAGGCCGACGGGAACGUUUCCUCAUCCUUUUCUGCCUCGUGUGCUUCUUCUCUCAGCUUGUGAUGAUCACUGAGGGAGGGAUGUAUGUGUUCCAGCUGUUAGACUACUACGCUUGUAAUGGAUUCUGCAUCCUCUUUCCCUGCGUGUUUGAAACUCUGGCACUGGGAUGGAUAUUUGGGGCGGAGCGGCUGUAUGGCAUCAUUAAGGACAUGACAGGUGAACAUGCCAACCCAUUCUUUAAAAUCUGCUGGCUUUACCUCACACCGCUGGUCUCACUGGGCUCUUUUAUAUGUUCUUUGGUUGAGUACCGGCCUCUGACCUUUAAUCGCUGGUACGUGUACCCAACCUGGGCAUACGUGUUGGGCUGGGUACUGGCCCUCUCCUCCAUCCUGCUUGUGCCAGGAUGGGCGCUGUAUAAACUGGGAACUGGGACUGGGAACCUCAGUCAGCGUUUCCAUCAUCUGUGCCGACCUGACCCUGACUACUCACUGACAGAAAAGAGUGAAACUGAGUUGCAGCAAAUCAAAGAGGAAGAUCUGUAG